GCUCUGAUCUACCACUAGUCAGCUUACUGCUCUAGUUUCAAGCAUCAGUAAGUACAAGCUACUGACAGUUUCAAGCAAACAAUUAAUAGUUCCCAGCUCUCCAUACGCGUUGAACACACCGUGCGGAUUAGUUGCGUUUUGCUUUUUGGAUCUGGAGGCAGUGAUCGUCAGAGUACGCUGUCCACUUACCAAGCUGAAGUGGUAGAAUCAUGUUUUGUGUUUUUCGUCUCGUGUUUACCCAUCUUUUUCUUGGAGUCUUGCUGUUGGGAUUCCAGACACAUGGACAACUGACUUCUGUUACGACGGAUGAAUUCGGUCUGAUAACGACGCAACAACCGGAAGGGGAUUUUUGGUGCACCGGAAGUGAUGUUAGCUAUGACCUGGAUGAUCUUUGUGACGGAACAGCAAUUUGUCCUCAAGAUGAUGACGAAUUUCUGUGUAGUGAUAAAGACUUCAAAAGUUGCAAAACACCCGAACAGAUGCGCUGCUUCAACACAACAGGAACAUGUGUUCAGUUGACAUCCAUAUGUGACGGAAAACCAGACUGUGCUGAUCAAAGCGACGAGAUAUAUUGCGAGGCAGUAAAUUGUAGUAGUACAUGCUCGUUUUGCUCGAAGGUUGGAGCGUCAUGUGACAUGAACGGACUAAUCAACAACCUGGGAUCUUUGACGCUCCCGUCAACAAUACGAUACUUGAAACUCACGAACUUCUCCGACCUACAGUAUGGAUUGCCAAUCACUCAAGCCGAGUAUCCUCUUUUGACAAGACUACUUUUAUCCGGGAAUGGUAUAUCUGCCAUCGGGCAAGGUGUGUUCGAAAAAAUGACAUCUUUACGAACUUUAGACCUGUCAGGGAACAAGAUUUCCGCUUUAUCUAGAGGAUCCUUCCAAGGCAUGCCAAGACUUCAGAACUUGUAUCUGCAUGAUAAUAUGUUGAUAUUUAUUGAGAAUGGCGCGUUUAUUGGUCUUCCUGAGUUACGACGAUUAGACCUCGGUCAUAAUAAGUUAGAAUCAAUAAGUUCGGGGACAUUCCAGGAUCUCGGAAAUAUAACGGACUUGAUACUUCGGAAUAACUCUAUCAGCAUGAUUGAGACUGGGGCAUUCAGUGGACUCGACAAAAUCACCGGCAUAUCUUUUACGGACAACAAGCUAACCGAACUCCGUAAAGGAAUGCUCGAUGGACUUUCUAGUGUGGAAUGGAUAUCAUUCCGACGUAACCCAUUGUCGUAUAUCGAGCCUGGCACUUUUGACAACACGAAUAAAAUCCAAUACUUGCUGUUGGUGGAGGUUCAGCUUAACCAUCUUGAACCAGACAUGUUCAGGGGAAUCGAGAGUAUCCAAUACCUCUCGACGGAUGACUACCGUCUCUGCUGUCUCUUUGACAGUGCCGAUCAAUGCUCACAAGCUUCGAUGUCCUCGCUAGACUCCUGCACCAGACUCAUGCCUAACAACGUCCUGCGAAUCGCCAUGUGGGUACUCGGGUUCGGUGCCCUCUUCGGCAACACCAUGGUUAUUUUCAUCCGAUGCCGCAAGAAGCGAUCGAACACGAGGAAUCAUGCGCAAGUUUUUUUCAUCUCGAACUUAGCCAUCGCUGAUUGGUUCAUGGGUAUUUUCAUGAUCAUUAUAGCAUCAGCUGAUACCUAUUACGGGGAAUACUACUUCCUCAAAGCGCCGCACUGGAGAAGCUCUGGUCUCUGCAGGUUUGCAGGUGCCCUUGCCAUCCUAUCAAGUGAGAGCUCUGUGUUCUUUUUGACGAUCAUCACCGUCGAUCGAUUCCUGAGUGUCGUGUUUCCCGUUCAGCAGAUUCAAAUUCCACUCCGAGUCGGCGCGCGUUUGUGUCGGCAUCACAUGGGUCAUCACUAUCAUCAUCAGCCUGGGGCCCGUGGUGAUUGGCUCAUUCGUGCCUGGGUUCUACGGGCUAUCCGACGUCUGCAUCGGUCUGCCCCUGAGCGUAGAUUCAACAGGGACGGGAACUCUAGUCUUCGAUUACACCCUAGCCAUACCUGUCUUUACGCCUAACAAUGACGGGAGCCUCCAGCCAUCUUGGAUUUAUUCCAUAGUACUUUUCUUGGGUAUCAACCUCAUCUGCUUCUUAUUCAUCCUCAUCUGUUACAUCAUCAUUUUCGUCCAGGUGAGAAAGUCAGCAAACAGCAUCGGGAAGGACCGCAAAACGGGAUCCCCGCACGACCAGGAGGUGAGGAUUGCCUUCAAGAUGGCCAUCAUCGUCGGCACCGAUUUCUUGUGCUGGAUGCCAGUCAUCAUCAUGGGGAUUCUCUCCCAGGCCAGGCUGGUCGAGCUCCCCGUCUCGCUCUACGCCUGGUCGGCCGUCUUCAUCUUGCCCAUCAACGCUACCCUGAAUCCCUAUCUCUACACACUCACGGAGUUUAUCGGUCAGAAGAAAAAGAUGGCUAAUGGGAGUCAGAAGUCGAUGAAUACUAACAGUACAAUGGCUACAAGCAGACGAAACCAUGACGACACCAGAUUAUAGUACUUUUUCGCAUGGUUUAGAACACAGUUUAAUCUCGUGUUGGCUAAAUAGAUUUAAGAAAAUGAGUUGUCCGAUCGUAAUCUUGAAUAUAUAAUUAUGAUCAUUAACACAAGUCUCUCUCAAAAAAA
Strongylocentrotus purpuratus (purple sea urchin) is the source of this 2615-nucleotide messenger RNA. RefSeq names its product G-protein coupled receptor GRL101. The record is from RefSeq and is a predicted model, not a curated record. The coding region runs from base 210 to 2018 and encodes 602 amino acids. Gene Ontology annotation, biological process: G protein-coupled receptor signaling pathway. Gene Ontology annotation, cellular component: membrane. Lineage: Eukaryota; Metazoa; Echinodermata; Echinoidea; Camarodonta; Strongylocentrotidae. The transcript is spliced from 14 exons. Gene Ontology annotation, molecular function: protein binding; G protein-coupled receptor activity.